AUGAGUCGUGUGCUGUGUCGAAGUGUGUUGUCCCUGCGGUUAAUACGAGUUCCCAUGGCUCGCAACGCGUCCUCUUACCUUAUUGACGAUCCCAAAUACUCCUUCUUGAAGGAACUGGGACUGCAAGAGAAAAAUGUGGGCGUGUUCAACGGUAAAUGGGAGGCCAACGGCCAGGUAAUAAAAUCCUUUAGCCCAGCUAAUGGCAAGAUAAUAGCGGAGGUACAAGCAGCCAGUCCUGAUGACUACGAAGCCUGUGCGACCGCAGCCCAGGAGGCGUGGCACACGUGGGCGGAGCUCCCAGCUCCCGCCAGGGGAGAGAUCGUCAGACAAAUUGGAGAUGCCCUCAGAGAGAAACUACAACCCCUAGGACAGCUGGUUUCUUUAGAAAUGGGUAAAAUUCUACCCGAAGCUAUUGGCGAGGUGGUGGAAUACAUCCACGUGUGCGACUUGGCCCUGGGUUUGUCACGCACAUUGCCUGGCACCAUCUUCCCAUCAGAGCGACCUGGUCACGUGCUCAUUGAGAAGUGGAACCCUCUGGGAGCUAUUGGCAUCAUCACCGCCUUCAACUUCCCUGUCGCUGUGUUCGGUUGGAACAGCGCUAUUGCCAUGGUGUGCGGUGACGUCAGCGUAUGGAAGCCAUCAGACACCACUCCACUGGUCGCUGUAGCCGUCACCAAGAUUGUGGAGAGCGUGUUACAGAAGAACAAUAUUCCCGGCGCAGUUGCCGCUCUGUGCGUCGGUGGCAAGGACAUCGGCGAGAAAAUUGUAAAGGAUGAGAGAAUGAAACUUGUAUCGUUCACUGGAAGCACAGCUGUUGGACAACAGGUGGGAGUGGAAGUGCAGAGGCGUUUCGGUCGCCACCUGCUGGAAUUGGGCGGCAACAACGCCAUCAUUGUGAACGAGGAUGCCAACCUCGACUUAUUGUUGAACGCUGCGCUCUUUGCGUGCGCCGGCACUGCAGGACAACGGUGCACUACCACCAGGAGAUUGUUCAUUCACAAGAAGGUGUACAGUGAAGUGGUAUCCCGUCUAUCGAAGGCAUUCGCUGGAGUUGUCAGCAGGAUCGGAGACCCCUUGCUCUCCGAGACCCUGAUCGGACCUCUGCACACACCGGCCGCUGUUGAAGCUUACAAGAAAACUGUCGCUGAAGCUAUCAAGCAAGGAGGCAAGAUCGAAUUCGGAGGAAAGGUAAUGGAACGCGAAGGCUACUUCGUGGAGCCGACUAUUGUGACAGGGCUGCCCCACGACUCUCCCCUAGUGAAGACUGAAUGCUUCGCCCCCAUCGUCUACUGCAUCGAGAUCCCAGACCUGGACACCGGUAUCAAGUACAACAAUGAAGUGGAACAGGGACUCUCCUCCAGUCUCUUCACUGAGAACCUUGGUGAUGUAUUCAAGUGGAUCGGACCUCACGGCUCAGACUGCGGUAUUGUCAACGUGAACAUCCCAACAAACGGCGCCGAGGUUGGAGGUGCCUUCGGAGGAGAGAAGGCAACUGGUGGUGGUCGGGAGUGCGGCUCCGACUCCUGGAAGAACUACAUGAGACGCUCCACAGUAACCAUCAACUACUCCGGAACCAUCAAACUGGCACAAAACAUUAAAUUCGGAGACGAAUAA
Spodoptera littoralis (African cotton leafworm) is the source of this 1614-nucleotide messenger RNA. NCBI's taxonomy places the organism in Eukaryota, Metazoa, Arthropoda, Insecta, Lepidoptera, Noctuidae. The record is from the annotation of a GenBank genome assembly.